AUGAAUGUUUUGAAUUUCCUGAACUGCAAUUCACUGGAGCAACUAAAAUCGAAUUAUCCAUUGAGAGUGAAGCAAUAUCCAAAAGAAGGUUUAAUAGUUUUAAACUACUUGAAUAGUUCAAAAGCGUCUAAAAUUUCAAAUGAGUGUCGUGGUUUGAUUCUGUCCACGGAUUACAAAGUGAUUUCGCGUUCGUUUGACCGAUUUUUCAACUACAAUGAAAAAAGCACAUUAACACCAAAGGGCCAAUGUCAUGCAAUUGAAAAAAUCGAUGGAAGUAUAAUUAAAAUCUAUCAUUUCAACGGUAAUUGGCACGUAUCAACGCGUGGAACUGCCUUCGCUGAAUGCACCAUCCCCAGAGUAAAAACAACAUACAAACAGGCUGUAUUUGAAGCAUUGGGGCUCAUUAUUUCUGAUGACGAUAUUAACGAACAGGCCGAACAUAAAUUUCAACAAUUUUGCCAAGAUUGCGGCAUGAAUAUUGGGCACUCAUACAUUUUGGAAUUGACUGGCAAAAGUAAUCGAAUUGUAACAGAAUACAAUCCAAAUAAAUACGAACUGUGGUUACUCGGAAUUCGAUGCAACGAUCCAAUUGGAAAAUAUAUCGACGUAAGUUCUGUGAAACUGUCUGAUGCAAUCCGGCGACCCACUUACAAUGUUUUUGAAAACAUUGAGGAGUGCAUUGAACGCUCAAAGAAUUUAACGGAUUUUAAAGAAGGCUUUGUGGUAUACGAUCAAACUACGUUUGAACCAAUUUUGAAAGUAAAAUCACCAAAGUAUGUUCAAGCACAUAACAUAGGUAGCAUGGGUGAAAAUCCAAUUAAAAAUUAUUACAAAAUGAUACUUAACGGCGAGUCGACCGAAUUUUUGGCAUACUUUCCACAUUUUAAGAAGGAAUUUGAUGAGCUUGACAAAAGCCUCAAGAAAUACUUUGAUACAGCACAAAUGGAAUACGAGAAACUAUGCAAAACUAUGCAGUCAGACACCGAUUUUAAAGUUUUUGAUGUUAAACCAUGGAAACAAUUUGCAAUUAAAGCAUUUAAAAAUAAACAGCAUUUAUACAAAACAUUUCUAGACUCGCGAGAAUGUGAUCAGUUGAAAUUUAUAACACAACAUAUU
Molecule: messenger RNA, 1116 nt
Organism: Contarinia nasturtii (swede midge)
Lineage: Eukaryota; Metazoa; Arthropoda; Insecta; Diptera; Cecidomyiidae
Exons: 1
Source: RefSeq, a predicted model, not a curated record